This is a messenger RNA of Emiliania huxleyi CCMP1516, 969 nucleotides long. RefSeq lists its product as hypothetical. NCBI's taxonomy places the organism in Eukaryota, Haptophyta, Isochrysidales, Noelaerhabdaceae. The transcript has 7 exons. The record is from RefSeq and is a predicted model, not a curated record. The coding region runs from base 1 to 969 and encodes 322 amino acids.
AUGCUGUGGCUGCUUCUCGGAUCACGCCGCACUGGCACUGGCUCGUCACUCCGCGCGCCAGUCGCGGUUGCGGCAGCAACAAGUCCGCUGCGAGCCGUCCUCACCACAGAGUGGCAGCUUGGCGAGUCGAGCGAGGCCGGAGUCAGCGUGCAGCGGCUCUACGACCUGAUCCAACCACCGGACGAGGACGCCUUCUUCGACGAGAUCGACGCUCUCGAGGAGGAGGGAUGGCUGACGAUCCGCAACGGCAGUGGCGACGACGACGACCUCCUCUUCCCCCGGCACGGCGAGUACGACUACGCCGCGGAGGCGGCGGCGGUCGAGGCUGUGGCGGACGAGAAGGAGAUCGCGGCGCUGGACGCAGCCUGCGCGCGCCUGGAGCAGGACCCGCGGCUCGAGGGCGCGUGGGAGCAGGCGUGUGUGGGCUGCACUUCGGCCGACUUCAACACGCGCAAGGGGCUGACGGGCUUGGGCGGCGCGCCCUUCACCUCGCCGGCCGCGCUCUUCUACUGCUACGACGGCGGCGCGGUCUGCGCUAAGGAGGUGCUGCGCCUGUUCGGGCGGCCGGAGCGGUUCGGCGACGCAGACCUCGGAGGCCAGCGCAGCUCCAAGGAGUUUGCCGGCGCGACGGCGACGACGAGGCCCAUCUCCAUCACGGGCGACGUCGCUUCUCUCCAUUGUGAACGAGCUCUAUCGACCAUUAGGCACGUCUGCAUCACCGCCGACGGCGCGGUGCGAGUCGCAAAGGUGGACGCGGCGGCCGGCGUCGGCGCGGGAGGCUACCUAGUGUACAAGCGGCUGGCGGCCGGGGAGAUGGAGGCGUGGCUCGAGAGCAAGCGGCUUCCGCUCGUUGGCGGGACGGUCCCCACGCUGUCGAUGGAGGAGAUGCGCGAGGCGUACCCGUACCUCGGGGAGGGGGAGGGGGCGGGCGGCGACGGCUUCGCGGGCAUCAAGCUGCCGUGGUCGUAG